GAGCGCGCGCGCCGACUUCACGCGCUGACAGCCACGCUCGCGUGCUCGGGCCUUCUGCGGGCUCCCCACAGACGAGGCCGGCCUCUUCGCCUUCCCGUGGCUUCGUGAGCCGCCGCGCCUGCGCAGUGGACGGGCCCGCUUCGGCGGCAGAUACUAAAGCAAUGAAGUACAUACUGGUAACAGGUGGAGUUAUCUCUGGGAUCGGGAAAGGGAUCAUUGCCAGCAGUGUUGGGACAAUUCUCAAAUCAUGUGGAUUGCAUGUUACUUCCAUUAAAAUUGAUCCAUACAUUAAUAUUGAUGCAGGAACCUUCUCUCCUUAUGAGCAUGGUGAAGUGUUUGUGUUGGAUGAUGGAGGGGAAGUGGAUUUGGACCUGGGUAACUAUGAACGCUUUCUUGAUAUCCGACUCACAAAAGACAAUAAUCUGACGACAGGGAAGAUCUAUCAGUAUGUUAUCAACAAAGAAAGGAAGGGAGACUAUCUGGGCAAAACUGUUCAAGUUGUGCCCCACAUUACAGAUGCUAUCCAGGAGUGGGUCAUGAGGCAGGCACGAAUCCCUGUAGAUGAUGAUGGCAUAGAGCCUCAAGUUUGUGUGAUUGAGCUUGGAGGAACAGUAGGAGAUAUUGAAAGCAUGCCCUUCAUCGAGGCAUUCCGCCAAUUUCAGUUCAAAGUCAAGCGAGAGAACUUUUGUAACAUUCACGUCAGUCUUGUGCCUCAGCCAAGUUCUACAGGAGAGCAGAAGACAAAACCCACCCAGAAUAGUGUUCGAGAACUUCGUGGUCUUGGUCUCUCACCAGACCUGAUUGUGUGCAGGUGCUCUACACCUCUCGAUACCUCAGUAAAGGAGAAGAUAUCCAUGUUUUGUCAUGUAGAACCAGAACAGGUCAUUUGCGUUCAUGAUGUUUCUUCAGUGUAUCGGGUACCUCUGUUGCUAGAGGAACAAGGGGUGGUUGAUUACUUUCGACACAGGCUUAACCUUCCCAUUGAAAAGCAGCCCAGGAGGAUGCUCAUGAAGUGGAAGGAGAUGGCUGACAGAUAUGAUCGGUUGUUGGAGUCAUGUUCUAUCGCUCUUGUUGGGAAAUACACCAAGUUUUCAGAUUCCUAUGCUUCUGUCAUUAAAGCUUUGGAACAUUCUGCCCUUGCUAUCAACCACAAACUUGAGAUAAAGUACAUUGAUUCUGCUGACUUGGAACCAGCUACUCUACAAGAAGAACCUGUUCGAUACCAUGAGGCCUGGCAGAAACUCUGCAGUGCCGAUGGAGUCCUGGUUCCUGGAGGAUUUGGCAUUCGAGGGACAGAAGGGAAGAUACAAGCUAUCUCUUGGGCAAGAAAACAGAAAAAGCCCUUCCUAGGUGUCUGCUUGGGAAUGCAGUUAGCGGUCGUAGAGUUUGCUCGCAACUUCCUUGGAUGGCAAGAUGCGAACUCUACAGAAUUUGACCCCCAAACUAAACAUCCAGUGGUAAUAGACAUGCCAGAACAUAAUCCUGGCCAGAUGGGUGGGACCAUGAGGCUUGGCAAAAGGAGAACUGUCUUCCACACCAAGAACUCACUCAUGAGAAAACUUUAUGGCGAUGGGGACUAUUUGGAAGAGAGGCACCGACACAGAUUUGAGGUAAAUCCGGAACUGAAACACGCAUUUGAAGAAAAGGGCAUGAAGUUUGUGGGCCAAGAUGUUGAAGGAGAACGAAUGGAAGUGGUUGAGUUGGAAGAGCAUCCAUUUUUCGUUGGUGUUCAGUAUCAUCCAGAAUUCCUGUCCAGACCUAUAAAGCCAUCUCCCCCUUACUUUGGCCUCCUUUUGGCUUCUGCAGGAAGGCUUACACAUUAUCUGCAGAAGGGUUGCAGACUCUCCCCCAGGGAUACAUACAGUGACCGAAGUGGAAGCAGUUCACCAGACUCUGAGAUCACAGAACUGAAAUUUACUGCGGUGAACCACGAGUAAUACCUGGUAUUCCUCAUAUCAGAAGAUGCUUCAUUGGAUGCAAUAGUUGGACUGCUGGAGUCUCUUAAAUCAUGUUGUUAUAACAGUAUUUUGAGAACUCAUGUCACUUUUUGGUUUUGUUCCUUUAACUUUUUUUUAAUUGCUUUACUUUUGUGAUGCUGACACUGGUCCAUGUGUGGUUGUGAGCUUUCAGACAAGAAGCUGAGCAAGGACUUUGACAGGUUCAGAAUUUCUGAUGAGGUGUCAUAGCCCACUGUAAAUGGUCAUGAGUAUUGCCAAGAAGAAUACCGGCUUUUCUCUUAGGUUCCAUUGUGGAAGGUUUCAAUUAUAUUUUUCAUCCAUCUGAAUGGGAUGGGAAGCUCCAGAGGACAGAAUAAUUUAAUCGUUACAAGCAUUUUGAAACAUAGCGAUGGAUAUGGUCGCUUCAUAUCCACUGGUGAACUUUUAUUCCAGGAGUACAUUUUUCCUGGUCAUGAAGCUUGAGGGUAUCUGAGCCUAAGCAAGUCUGGUCAUGCUGUAAUGAUAUAAUAAAAAUGUGAGCAUUGUAUCCCGAUUUAGCUGUACCUAAAGUCCAUGGGAUUUGAGAGAGUCAUGACUCAAUUGAAUUCAAUAGGUCUGCUAUAGGAAUGGCUUAAUCUGGAUGUAAUCCAAGUAUCUAAAAUUUCUCUUCUAUUACAAACUCAAGAGAGGGGUAUAGUUUUCUGUAGCCCUGCUUCCUGGAUAAAUAAACUCCUUGCAUCAAGGGGGCCAUGUGUACAAGAAAGUGACUUUUCAGAAGCUGCCUUUUGCAACUCUCAUUGAGAGAUCUGCCCUGGACCAGAGAAGGUCUGAGUUCCUCAUUUUUGAAAGGGAGGCCCAACUUACGUGGUCUUCCUUCCCCCACUGUUGAUAAUGCAAAGGCAUAUGGGAUGUUAAAGGUGCCCAUUUCUGUAAGUGGACAUGAGGUGGAUAUUCAGCAAUAUAUUUACUCCAUCUUGCACAGGAGGGAAAGGAUGACACCAGGAUUUUUUUGUUUUUUGUUUGGCAAAGGUGGGAACUGUCCAGAGCAAGUAUGUGUAUUCUCCCCUUUUGCCAGUACAGGUCAUUAGCUGUGUUUCCAUCAAGUUUGGAGAAACUGCAUCUUGCUAUAAAAUAUACCAUAUGCACAGAUACUUAAUUAAAAUGGGGAAAGCAA
Molecule: messenger RNA, 3111 nt
Organism: Varanus komodoensis (Komodo dragon)
Lineage: Eukaryota; Metazoa; Chordata; Lepidosauria; Squamata; Varanidae
Gene: CTPS1
Product: CTP synthase 1
Exons: 19
Coding region: 162-1937 (591 amino acids)
Biological process (GO): CTP biosynthetic process; pyrimidine nucleobase biosynthetic process
Cellular component (GO): cytoplasm; cytoophidium
Molecular function (GO): identical protein binding; CTP synthase activity
Source: RefSeq, a predicted model, not a curated record